CUCUCUUAACGGCAUCACCAUGUGCCUGUCACCGUUAACAGAGUCAGGACCACAUGUUACGGUAACCGCUUCGUUUAAUCUUCACCGUCCGAUCAAAUCGCUCCUUUUUCUUGUUUUCCGUAUUUGCCCCUACUCUCUCUCUCCUCGCGUCUGAUUUUUAUAGCAGCGGAAGUGGUGCGCUCAAAAGAAAUUGAGCUUUAUGCCUUUGCAGGCGUAUGUUGAUCACACAUAUAAAUAUAUAUACACACACCAGAAUUCACACAAACAAACUCACUUUCUCCGAUUUUUUGAAUUAUAGCAGAAUAUAUGUACAGGGGUAGGGAGAGAGAUGGGGGAAUUCUUGAAGAGAAGUGAGAGCGUGAGGAUAAAGUGUAGAGCGACGGAGGAAGAUAUGCUGUUGAAUUUAAGCAAGAAGAGGAAGGUUUACUCUAAGCUCGAAAAUGACAGCUGCGGCGAGGAAGAAUUGGCGGAGAAUUCAGUGUCGCCCGCGGUGUCUAGGACUUCAAGUUGUUCUAAGCAUGAGAACUCAACCGACGUCGUAAAGAUGAGUCCUAGUUCGCCAGAUCUGGAGAAUGCUGGUUCGCACUCCGAGGGUUUCGAAACGGAAAUUUCCACGUCCACCGGACGCGUUUUCAGUAGAGAGGCGACUCCAACUAGCGAGCUCUACGGAGACUCGGAGCAUGUCCUAUUGCAGCAAUCGCCGUCGACCACGUCAAAGAAAAAAUCAUCUCCGCCUCCGACGGCUCUCCGCCGCAAAAGUCUGAAUUCCGUGGCGGAAAACAUGCCAUCGGCGGCGGAAUUGGAGGCGUUCUUCGCGGCGGCGGAAAAGUACGAACAGAAACGAUUCGCUGAAAAGUACAACUAUGAUAUUGUAAAGGACGUUCCAUUGGAGGGCAAGUAUCACUGGGUUCGUUUACUGCCUUAAAUGAAACCACCACCAAAACAAGAAAGAAAGCAUCUUAUGAUUUCCUCUCUCUUUUUCUUUUUUCUUUUUCCCUGUUUAAUUUUUGUUUUCGUUGGUGGGGUUAGAUUAAAUUAAUUCACUCAUUCAAGAAGAGAGGGCAUUCGACAUUUUCUAACAUCGAAAUCGAUCUGGCUCGAUAUGUAUAGCAAUUUCCCAAAUUCAUGUAAAGAAGCUAGAGUUCUCUUAAUGCAAAAUCAAGCUUUUUCUAGUA
This is a messenger RNA of Salvia miltiorrhiza (redroot sage), 1175 nucleotides long. Its product is annotated as cyclin-dependent kinase inhibitor 7-like. The record is from RefSeq and is a predicted model, not a curated record. Gene Ontology annotation, molecular function: cyclin-dependent protein serine/threonine kinase inhibitor activity. Gene Ontology annotation, cellular component: nucleus. NCBI's taxonomy places the organism in Eukaryota, Viridiplantae, Streptophyta, Magnoliopsida, Lamiales, Lamiaceae. The transcript has 4 exons. Gene Ontology annotation, biological process: negative regulation of cyclin-dependent protein serine/threonine kinase activity. Bases 329 to 925 code for a protein of 198 amino acids.